Saccostrea cuccullata (small rock oyster) is the source of this 1515-nucleotide messenger RNA. RefSeq lists its product as uncharacterized. Gene Ontology annotation, biological process: protein monoubiquitination. The record is from RefSeq and is a predicted model, not a curated record. Bases 1 to 1515 code for a protein of 504 amino acids. Lineage: Eukaryota; Metazoa; Mollusca; Bivalvia; Ostreida; Ostreidae. Gene Ontology annotation, molecular function: zinc ion binding; ubiquitin protein ligase activity. The transcript has a single exon.
AUGGCUGCCAGAACUACAAAAAAACCUCCACUGGGCUCUCCUCAAGAGCACAUUGUAAUGUGUGAAACCCACGAUUCACCUAUUGAUGUUAUAUGUGAGGACUGUGAUGAAUUUAUUUGUGGCGAUUGUGCAAAAUCAGAUCAUAGAGAUCAUAACUGGAAAACCCUAACCACCGCAGCCAUUCAAAUGAGGAGGGGUCUCUUUAAAUUUCUGAAGAAGAUCAAGGAAGAAGAUCUGUCUGGGAUUGAUGAGAAGAUGGAGAAGGUGUCUAAACAGAUCACAAAAAAUGAAGAACAGUGUGACUCUGAGAUUAAAAAGCUUCAGAAGCAUUGUGAUGAGAUUAUGGCCAAACUGACAGAAAUCAGAAAACAACAUGAACAAACACUGAGAGGCGAUUUAGUUAAAAAGAAUGAUCAACUGAACCAUGAGAAAUCUGAAUUAGACAAGAAGAAGAGAGGAAUCGUUGACACAGUGGAAUUCAUGGAGGAGAAUAACAGCACCAUGUCAGAUUACAGCUUGAUUGACAACCACAGAGAACUGAGGAAAAUGCUGACAGAUCUAGAAUUGGAGAUUCAUACGACAAACUGUGUACAUUCAGUGAGGUUCACUAGAGGGGAAAUCAAUGAUGACUUACUUGAGUCUAUGAUUGGAAAAACUAUAGAUGUAGAUACAUGUAUUGACUUAACUCUAAUAACCUCAUUUCAAUAUGGAGAUAAAACAAUUGAUGUGCUGGAAGCAUUCAGUGAAGAAAAAUGUUUCAUAACAGAUAUUGUUUCAGAAUAUACAGAAAAAGUUACCAAGGAAGGAGCAAAAGAACAGAAAUUUAGUAUCAUUCCAAAUGACAUGUGUGUGACUGAUAACGGGGAUAUUUAUUUCACUGAUGGUGGUAACAAGUCCAUCAGCAACACCAUCCACUGUCUCAUGCCAUCAGGAACUUUGUCUAUAGUCAUCAGUACAAAUCCACUGGUACCAAUAGGAAUCUGUCAGUCAGUGGACGGUGGACUACUGGUCACCUUGAGAGACAAGGAAUCAGAUCUUUACAAAUUAGAGUCACACAGCAGACGUCUGGUGAGACACAUCACAGUGACAGGUGAUAUCAUCCAUGAGUAUGAGUACCAGGAGGACGGUCACACCAGACUAUUUACAUGGCCAGCCAGAGUCACACAGAACAGAAACAGUGAUAUCUGUGUUGUGAACCGAACAAGUCUCUCUACAGGUGAACUAGUGAUUAUGUCUCCCUCUGGUCGUAUGAAGUCUGUCUACCAUGGACAAAACCCAACAGAGGAGUUUAAACCAAUUGAAGUAGUGUGUGACUCUCACUGUAACAUUCUUGUUACUGACUUUCAUAACAAACAGAUUCAUCUGCUGAGUCCUGAUGGGGAGUUCCUGAAGUUCUUACUGACAGAGAAAGAAGUGAACUAUCCAUACUCACUGUCCCUGUACAAGUCUACAUUGUGGGUGGGGUACUGGGAAGGACUUGUUAAAAUCUUUCAGUACAAAUGGCAAAAUUUAUGA